Molecule: messenger RNA, 1263 nt
Organism: Fusarium mangiferae
Lineage: Eukaryota; Fungi; Ascomycota; Sordariomycetes; Hypocreales; Nectriaceae
Exons: 3
Coding region: 1-1263 (420 amino acids)
Molecular function (GO): hydrolase activity, hydrolyzing O-glycosyl compounds
Source: RefSeq, a predicted model, not a curated record
AUGAAGCUUUUCGUCAGCCCUCUUCUGGCACUCAGCUGCCUCAUUGGCAACGCUAUAGCAGCAUGGCCCAAUGGACCUUUCAAGACCCAGGGUCGCUGGAUCGUCAACGCCAAUGGUGAGAAGAUUAGCCUUGCUGGAGCUAACUGGCCCGGCCACGGCGAAGUCAUGGUACCUGAAGGUCUGCAGUACCAAUCCAUCAAGGGUGUUCUCUCCGAUAUCAAGAGCAUUGGCAUGAACGCUAUUCGUCUCACCUUCGCCACAGAACUUGUUGAUCAGAUCUACGCCAACAACGGUAAAGACGUUGAUCUCAAGACUGCCUUCGAGGAAGGUCUUGGAAAGGAGAAUGGCACCAUCAUUCUUCAGAAGGUGUUGAAGAACAACCCCACUUUCACAGCUCAGACAACACGUCUUGAGGUCUACGACGCCAUUGCUGCUGAGUGUCUGCGUCAACAGAUCUAUAUUGACCUUGACAACCAUAUUUCCGAAGCGAAGUGGUGCUGCGGCGGUACAGAUGGCAACACCUGGUGGGGAGAUACCCAGUUCAAUGUCGACAAUUGGGUUCGAGGUGGCAAAUACAUGGCUGCUCACAGCAAGAAGUGGCCCGCCAAGAUCACACAGUCACUGCGCAACGAGCCCCGUGAGCCUACAAACAACAACGCUCUCCGUGACAAGUCAUACAACUGGAGUGAUCUCUACAAGUACAUGCGCCAAGGUGCUGACGCAGUCCACGAGGCCGAUCCAAAUGCAGUUAUCGUCAUCUCCGGCAUGAACUACGACACCUAUGUUACUCCUCUCUACUCCGGUGAGAAGCUCCAGCCAGGAGGUGAAGUCUUCAACCGAGAUGACUUUGUCGGAUACGGCAAGGAUAAGCUCGUUCUUGAGAUUCACAACUACGAGAACAGUGGAACCAGCUGCUCUUCUCUUCGCUACAACCUCUACAACAAGGGCUUCCAGGCCAUGAACGAGAGCGAUCCCAACGUUGCUGAGGUCUUCCCCGUUAUGCUGACUGAGUUUGGCCAAGCUAUGAAUGGUGCUGAUUACAAUACCGCCAACACUUAUGUGAGCUGCUUGUCGCAGUAUUUGCCCGAGGUCAAGGCUAGUUGGUUCAUCUGGGUUAUUGUUGGUCGCUACUAUACUCGUCAGGGCAUCCAGGAGUUCGAUGAUUCUUGGGGCUUGAAGAAGGCUGAUUGGUCGGGCUGGAAGAACGAUGACUACAUCGCGAAGUAUCUCAAGCCCCAGAUUGCAGGUACGCUGAAGAAGUAG